Messenger RNA from Saccoglossus kowalevskii, 2555 nucleotides. Its product is annotated as nuclear pore complex protein Nup93-like. NCBI's taxonomy places the organism in Eukaryota, Metazoa, Hemichordata, Enteropneusta, Harrimaniidae. Gene Ontology annotation, molecular function: structural constituent of nuclear pore. The record is from RefSeq and is a predicted model, not a curated record. Gene Ontology annotation, biological process: poly(A)+ mRNA export from nucleus; protein import into nucleus. Gene Ontology annotation, cellular component: nuclear pore.
UUAUGGACUCGAACCGCCAAAACUGGAAUACAGGAUACAGCUGACGUCAAGGCAUCUAUUUUACUUGGCUCAAGAGGUUUAGAUGUUCCAAAAAUGCCACAGAGACUUGAAAGUUUAAGUGUUGCCAAGACAUUUGAACCCUUAGAACCGGUCAGAGAAACAGACAUACAGGGUUUUCUCAGAAAUGAAAGAGAAAAUGCUCUUCUUGCCACCAUUGAAGAAACUCGGAAAAAUACAUUCAAUCAAGCUGAGAAACAUCACUGGGAUUGCAUGCUGAGUGAGUGGGAGCAAGAAAAACAGAAAAUCUUGAACGCUUUGAUAGGUGCUGGUACCGAUGUAUUGGAUAUACCGCAAGAAACCGAGAGCAUAUUAAGUGAUUCCAUCACCAUGCAAGGCAGAAGUGCUAUGGAUAAUGUAGAAAUGGCUUAUUCUAGACAGCUCUUCAUCUACAAUGAUAGAAUAGUACACACAGGGAAUAAACCAAAUCUUAUUGAAUUAUUUCAACAAGUUGCAGACAAAAUUGAUGAUGAGAAUGUCAAGGAUAUGUGGAUUGCUGUAAAAGCUAUGACAAGAGUGGCUUUGAAAACUCAGUCGUCCAUUGUCUUAGCCCGUGCUUCUAAAGAAAUGCAAAUGGGAUUCGUGAAGCAGGCCAGGGAAUACUUGGAAGAAAGUUACAAAAAGUUUAUUAGCACCACCAUAUAUGGAAACCUUCAGCAGGCACAGCUUGGUGGAAUUCCAGGCACCUACCAUCUUGUCAGAAGUUACCUGAAUAUCAAAUUACCUCCAAACACACCAGGCCUGGAGGAUGGCGAUGUAGAAGGGCACCCUGUCUGGGCUGUCAUCUAUUAUUGUAUUCGAUGUGGUGACUUACACGGAGCAAUGCAAGCUGUCAAAAAAGCAACGCAAAAUCUUGGUGAAUUUAGAGAGUAUUUAGAAGAGUACAUGCACACAGAAGAUAAAAGACUGCCACCUAACACAGAGAGUAAAGUACACCUUCACUACCGGAGAGCUGUAAAACGAAGCAAUGAUCCAUAUAAACGGGCUGUGUACUGUAUUAUCGGUCACUGUGAUCCCAAUGAGAACCACUCUGAUGUUGCUGAUAAAACAGAUGAUUACUUGUGGAUUAAGUUAUGUCAAGUUCAUUAUGAUAACAACAGCGAUGGACUGAGUAUGAGUCAAUUUCAGACAUCUUUAUUGGAGGAGUACGGAGAGUCCCACUUCAACGCUCAUCAUCAUCCAUUUCUCUAUUUCAAAGUGUUGUUUCUAACAGCACAAUUUGAGGCAGCUGUUGAGUUCCUCUCCAGGCGAGAUAGACUCCGAUGUCACGCCGUACAUGUUGCCGCUGUCUUGUACGAACUUGGUUUUCUUGCAUUACCCGUUAACAUACAAGCACAGUUAUUGAGCCGAGAAUCUACAGACCCAGUCCCAAUCAGGAGACUCAAUUGUGCCCGUCUUAUCACAACAUAUACCAGAAAGUUUGAAAGUACCGAUCCCAUAGAGGCAUUGCAGUAUUUCUACCUUCUCAGAAACAUGAAAGACUCCAAUCGUGAGAGUUUAUUCAUGAAGUGUGUUAGUGAGCUUGUUACUGAAACGAGGGAAUUUGAAAUGUUGUUGGGGCACUUGGAACGCGAUGGUUGUCGGAAACCAGGUGCCAUCGAUAAGUUUCAGGAUGAUACUCAGAAAAUUAUUCAGCUUGUUGCCAGGGAUACUGAAGACAAAGGACUUUUUGAAGAUGCUGUCAAGUUGUAUGAUUUAGCUGGGAAUCAUGACAAGGUUCUUGAACUGUUAAAUAAAUUAUUGUCUCCUUUGGUGUCUACUCCUAAUAGUCCACAGUCUACAAGGGAUCGGCUGAAAAACUUAUCAUUAUCUAUUGCAGAAAGAUAUCAUGCACAUGGUCACCAUGCUAGUCAGUUGGUCACACCCACAUUUUUUCUGCUAUUAGACCUUGUUACAUUCUUUGAUCAUUUUCAUAGUGGAAAUCUGGAUGAAGCCAUGGAGAUCAUUCAGCAACUAAAAUUGGUGCCAUUAACAUUGGACUCGGUGGAACAGAGAGUACAUGCAUUCAAGCAGUAUACUGAUGAGAUAAGACAUAACCUUGCUGCAGUUUUAUUAGCCACAAUGAAUAUACUGUACGCCCAGUAUAAGAAUGCCAGUAAGAGAACAAUCAGAACUGGACUAAGAACGGAAGAUGGUGGCAAGGAAUCAUAUGUUAACUAUUUACGAAAGCAAGCCAGAGCACUGAUUACGUUUGCUGGCAUGUUGCCGUACAGGAUGCCCGGCGACACCAAUGCCAGAUUGGUCCAAUUAGAAGUCUUGAUGAAUUAAGCAAUCCACUAAUGGGUGGACCAAUAGCAACUUUUCGGAUCGGUUAUCAACAACAACUUAGCCAUCACCCCAGAGUUUCUAAUGGAAAAAUAACUUUUGAACAAGAACUUAAUCUACAUAGUGCACAGGAUGAAGCCAACAUCUGCUUGCAACUAUGGUAACACUUAUCUUUCCACUUAUUCUAUUAAAAGAUGUGAAAAUUCAAGGUCACAUUUUCUAUUCAAUGGCAG